CAUGGCGUAGUGUAUAUAUGUUUAUACACAUACGUGCGAAAAGUGUGUUGAUAUGUGUAGUGGUAUCAAUCAGUAUCCGGCCUUUGCCAGUGUGCGCUGACGUGCGUACAAAAACUACGGAAGGAAUGACUAUCAAACAUGAUGUACCGAAAUUGUUCAAGCUGAAACAGCUAAGAAAAGUCAAAGUAUGGGAGGAAUAAACUGGAAUGAAUUAUUUCCAGGAAGGUGGAGUCCUGUUAUUUUCAUCUCCUACAUAGCUCUCUUUAUAAAUCAAGGUAUUCUUGUAACAUGGUCUCAAAGAAGCGGCCGCUACGAAUAUAAUAUUGUGGCAGUUGUGUUGAUGACAGAAGUUCUAAAAUUAGUUAUAUCUACAACACUUUACUGUAAAGACAAUAGUAUCCUAACGCUUCUUCAGGAGACAAAGAAAAACAAAAAAGUGCUUCUGCUAUAUAUGAUACCUGCGCUUUUGUACUGCCUGUACAACAAUCUAGCAUUUGUCAAUUUGGCUAGGUUCGACCCCACGACUUAUUAUAUUCUGUUGCAACUCCGCGUUGUACUUACGGGAAUCAUUUUCCAGGUCAUUUUUAACAAAAAGUUAUCCGCAACGCAAUGGUUUUCCCUAGUGAUCUUGACAGUCGGCUGUAUGGUAAAGCACUUUGAUACCCACGUCCUUGGCACAGAAUUCCAUGUAGAUAUUUUUCUACUUCUAAUUCUUGUACAAACGACAUGCUCCUGCUUGGCUGGUGUAUAUAACGAGUAUUUACUGAAACGGCAGGGCGCGGACAUUGACAUUUUUAUACAGAACGUAUUUAUGUAUAUCGACAGUAUUUUUUGCAACAUCGUAGUAAUUAUCCUAUUAAGUGUAUUCACGAACGACGCCAGCGAAACAUUGAGUAACGUUGAGAUCGGUACGUUUCUUCAACCGAAAGUAAUUUUAAUUAUGUUAAACAAUUCUCUCGUUGGGAUAAUAACGAGCUUCUUUCUAAAGACCUUAAAUUCUAUAUUGAAGACCUUCGCCAGCGCGGUGGAACUAAUUUUUACAGCGAUGCUUUGUUGGAUUUUGUUUAGCAUACCCGUUAGCACGAACACCAUCGUUUCUAUAGUUAUGGUGAGUGUUGCUGUGAUUUUAUAUUCGAGAAAUCCUGUACAGAACGCUCAACCCAAAGAGGUAGCGGAAACUGGAAAGCUUUUAGUGUAAACAACAGUAUUAAAUUUUAUUUUCUAAAUGACAAA
Molecule: messenger RNA, 1233 nt
Organism: Atta colombica
Lineage: Eukaryota; Metazoa; Arthropoda; Insecta; Hymenoptera; Formicidae
Gene: senju
Product: CMP-sialic acid transporter 2
Exons: 6
Coding region: 188-1198 (336 amino acids)
Biological process (GO): pyrimidine nucleotide-sugar transmembrane transport
Cellular component (GO): Golgi membrane
Molecular function (GO): UDP-galactose transmembrane transporter activity
Source: RefSeq, a predicted model, not a curated record